UUAGUCACAUGACACGGUCAGGAAGAAGUUCAGACCGAGUGGAACUUGUCAUACAGCUUUUUAGUUUUUCUGAGACCUUGUUUACCAUCCAUAUUCCUUGGUGGGCGUAAGAAGGACAUAUACAGAAACAUUUGCUGCCCUCUGAUAUGGUUCAUGUCGUAGCCAAAGCAUACUGCAGUGUUAAUGGCUGAACUAUGAAGGCACAACUUCAAGUCACCGUUCUGUCGGCCAAACUGAAGGAGAACAAAAAGAACUGGUUUGGCCCCAGUCCGUACGUGGAGGUGGCUGUGGACAACCAGUCGAAGAAGACGGAGAAGUGCAACAACACCCACACCCCCAAAUGGAAGCAGUCACUCACAGUAAUUGUCACACCUUUCAGUAAGCUCAUUUUCCGGGUAUGGAGUCAUCAGACGCUGAAGGCCGACUUCCUAUUGGGCGUGGCCACAUUGGACAUCAGUGAAACCCUCAAGUCCAAUGAUAUGAAACUCUCUGAGGUGGUGCAGAUCCUACAGCUGUGUUCAGACCAGGACAACACAGACGUGGUGGGGGACCUGUCCAUCUGUCUGGACGGCGUGCAGGUGGACCCAGAGACCUUUGCCUCUGCAGAGAGAGACCAUGCAGCUACUGCUCCCAACAGGGACGUGAGACAGAACGAAGAUGGAGGCAACAGGUCCAGCAGAGACACGUCCCCUUCCAGUGACUCUACAGAGGACUGGGUGAUCAUCCCCAAUGGCCACGCGAUAGACUGCACGGGGUCUCCCGCCCCAUCCCCAGGGGGCUCCAAGUCCACACGCCCCCCCAGACCUGCUCGUCCUCCUCCACCCACCCCUCGCAGACCAGCCGCCUCCCCAGCGUCCUCUAGCAGCUCCACUCCCAGCGACGUGAGCGAGCCCCCGGCUUCAGACGGCUCCUCCUCAGACCCCCCUCAGGAGAACGGCGCAGAACCCCCACCCCCACAGGCAGCCAGCACCAGCGGACCGGAAGCCAUUGGGGCACCCCCAGCCGGCGGGCACCCCCAACUCGGCCCUGUCAGCAACGGCCCACUGUCACCGGGCUGGGAGCAGAGGGUGGACCAGAAUGGCCGCAUGUAUUACGUGGAUCACAUUGAAAAGAGGACGUCAUGGAACCGACCCGAUUCUCUCCCCUCUGGGUGGGAGCGGCGAGUGGACCCAAUGGGCAGGGUGUACUUUGUGGACCACAUCAGCCGGACCACCACGUGGCAGCGCCCUACGCAGGAGUCGGUGCGUAACUUUGAGGAGUGGCAGCACCAGCGCAGCCAGCUGCAGGGGGCCAUGCAGCAGUUCAACCAGAGGUUCAUAUUUGGGCUCCAGGAUCAGCAAAUAGCCGCAGCAAACAAAGAGUUUGACCCGCUUGGGCCGCUGCCACACGGCUGGGAGAAGCGAACAGACACCAACGGCAGGGUAUAUUUUGUUCACCACACAUCGCGGAUGACCCAGUGGGAGGACCCACGGACGCAAGGGCUGCUUAAUGACAAGCCUCUACCUGAAGGCUGGGAGAUGAGGUUCACUGUGGACGGCAUCCCCUACUUUGUAGACCACAACAGGAGAGCCACCACCUACAUCGACCCUCGCACGGGCAAAUCCUCCCUUGAGAACGGGCCUCAGAUCACCUACGUCAGGGACUUCAAAGCCAAAGUGCAGUACUUCAGGUUCUGGUGUCAGCAACUGUCAAUGCCACAGCACAUCAAGAUCACCGUCACCCGCAAAACCCUCUUUGAGGAUUCAUUCCAGCAAAUAAUGAGCUUUCAUCCACAAGAUCUCAGACGGAGGCUGUGGAUCAUCUUCCCCGGAGAGGAAGGCUUGGACUACGGAGGAGUGGCAAGGGAGUGGUUCUUCCUGCUGUCUCAUGAGGUGCUGAACCCCAUGUACUGCCUGUUUGAGUACGCUGGGAAGGAUAACUACUGUCUCCAGAUCAACCCUGCCUCUUACAUCAACCCCGACCACCUCAAGUACUUCAAGUUCAUCGGACGCUUCAUCGCCAUGUCCUUGUUCCACGGGAAGUUCAUCGAUACGGGAUUCUCCCUGCCCUUCUACAAGCGCAUCCUGAACAAGCCCCUGGCCCUAAAGGACCUAGAAUCCAUUGACACGGAAUUCUACAACUCCCUCAUCUGGAUCAAGGAUAACAACCUGGAGGAGUGUGGUCUGGAGAUGUUCUUCUCUGUGGACAAGGAGAUCCUGGGGGAGGUUACUACUCACGAGCUGAAGCCGGACGGAGGCAACGUACUGGUCACUGAGGAGAACAAAGAGGAAUACAUCAGGCUGGUGGCAGAGUGGAGGUUGUCCAGAGGUGUGGAGGAGCAGACCCAGGCCUUCUUCGAGGGCUUCAACGAGGUCCUCCCCCAGCAGUACCUGCAGUACUUUGACGCUAAGGAACUGGAGGUGAUGCUGUGUGGCAUGCAGGAGAUAGACCUGGUGGACUGGCAGAGGCACACCAUCUACAGACACUAUGCUCGCAGCAGCAAGCAGAUCCUCUGGUUCUGGCAGUUUGUGAAGGAGAUGGACAACGAGAAACGCAUGAGGCUGCUCCAGUUUGUCACUGGCACCUGUCGGCUCCCCAUGGGUGGCUUCGCUGACCUCAUGGGGAGUAAUGGACCACAGAAGUUCUGCAUCGAGAAGGUGGGCAAAGAAAACUGGCUUCCAAGAAGUCACACUUGCUUUAAUCGACUGGACCUGCCACCCUACAAGAGCUACGAGCAACUGAAGGAGAAGCUGAUGUUUGCCAUCGAGGAAACUGAGGGCUUCGGACAGGAGUAGUAACACACGGCAGCCAAAAUGGCCACCAUGAGGAGCCAUUCUCCACGCACUUUGAUCUGUCUAGUUUUCAGGCAGCUGCACUUUUUCCCCCAGGUCCUGGCUCUCUUGAGAUGGGCAGACACUAACAGACGCAUCCCUUUCUGCCAUUCCGGAGCCACGUUACAGACCCCCAAAGCCAUUACACCUGAGGUGGAAUCACUGUCUCCAUGGUGACGACCCUUCAUACUGAAUAAUUCAACUUUCACCCCCUGACCUGUGUAACCCUGUUGACGCUUGCCUUAUUCUGCCUAAUCAGACCACGUGUCCGGGAAGAGAGAGAGGAAGGGGGAGGGGAUGUUCCCUCUCCAUGUCACGUCUGCCUGUCACCUCUUCACCACAGUAGUUAAUAAUCACUGCAAUGUCAGCUGUUUCAUUUCUUCCCCUUCGUCUCCCUGAGCACAGACUGUUGAAUGAAUGCUAGGAUUGUGUGCUGCCGACUCUUCCAAAAAGUCCCCUUGUCGAUUUGUGACAUUUAGAGUGUUUUACUUGAUUUAACAUGUUGCUUUCCGGAUGAAAUAUUGAAUGUUAAGGCAUUUACUUGGCUGGUACACCACGGCUGUGGUGGUAAGGUUUUUGUGAAUGUUAUGAUGAAAAGCUUUAUUUUUGGCGUGCAAUAGUUUUACAGUCAGAUGUUUAUGCCCUUUAUAUAGAUAGACCAGACAUUCAUUAAUUACCUCAAUCCAAAGUUUUUGUUUMUAAAGUCAGUUGUAAUCAAGUCUACGUAUUGAUUUCAACCCUCAAUAUUGAGAAUGCUUUUUAUUUAAUUUUUUUAUAGCCUGAAAUUGUUGUAGCAAAUCAGGGUCGUAAUUCAUUUGUCACCUAAUGGAAGAACAUUGAUCUCUUUUUAUUUUUUACUUUGAAUGUUUUUGUGUCUUCUGACCAUGACCCUGGUUUGUUGUGUGAUCUGACCCCUUCGUUUUCUAACCAACCGGCAUUAGGACCGUACUUGUCUACAAUAAUAGCAUUGUUUUCAUUUGUAAGGCAAACUGAAUGAGUUACUAAUGACGUGGGAGUGUCAGCAGUGUGUCAAAAGUUAAAGAUAAGGAAAGAGUAAAUUUAGGAAUUAGGUACAGUAAUUAAGAAAUAAGACAACUGCUUGUGAAAAUCACUCCCACUGAAAGGUUAACCUUUUUUGUCGUAUAGAGGAUUAUCAUCAACUCCAAGAUCAAAUGAUUAAGGACCAGUUUAAAUCAUAUCUGCGCUAGUUGACACCCGCAUAGCUGUUGUUUUGGUGGUGUCUGAGGUGGAACUGUGUUGGAGCUGUCAUCCACAAGCGGCUGAAUGUGUUUUACCUGAAGCAGACAUUGCCAUUGGAUGCACUGAGUGAGGGUGGUAUGAUCCUCGUGCCAGUCGUGCCGGUUGGGCUUUUCAUGCACGACAGUGUCUAGGGUUUACAUAGAAUGGUGCGAUAAAGAACAUUAAGUCAGCGGCAGUCCUGUGGGCGAAACGGCUCGUUAAUAAGAGGCCGAAGGAGAAUGGCAAGAUUUGUGCAAGCUAACAGGCAAAUAACGGCGCAGAACGGCAUCUCGGAACGCGCAACUU
This is a messenger RNA of Salvelinus sp. IW2-2015, 4355 nucleotides long. Its product is annotated as E3 ubiquitin-protein ligase Itchy. Gene Ontology annotation, cellular component: cytoplasm. Gene Ontology annotation, molecular function: ubiquitin protein ligase activity; protein binding. The record is from RefSeq and is a predicted model, not a curated record. Gene Ontology annotation, biological process: protein K63-linked ubiquitination; proteasome-mediated ubiquitin-dependent protein catabolic process; protein K29-linked ubiquitination. NCBI's taxonomy places the organism in Eukaryota, Metazoa, Chordata, Actinopteri, Salmoniformes, Salmonidae.